Molecule: messenger RNA, 441 nt
Organism: Sinocyclocheilus rhinocerous
Lineage: Eukaryota; Metazoa; Chordata; Actinopteri; Cypriniformes; Cyprinidae
Product: cation channel sperm-associated protein 1-like
Exons: 5
Biological process (GO): calcium ion transport; spermatogenesis; transmembrane transport
Cellular component (GO): CatSper complex; membrane
Molecular function (GO): calcium-activated cation channel activity; voltage-gated calcium channel activity
Source: RefSeq, a predicted model, not a curated record
CUCCGCCGGAAGAUACAACGACGCGAAUGGUUCUCUGAGAUCUGCUAGACAACUAUUUAUUAAGAUGUGGAAAGCGUGGCUGGACAGGGCUCUCCAUCUGCAGCAGGACCUCCGUCGCUUCACUAAGCUCUAUGAGCACAUCAUGCUGCUUGUGCUCCUGAUGAACACUGCAAUACAAGUAGCAAUGACAUUUCAAGGACUGGCACCAGCUUGGGUUUAUGAAGCACUGGAGGCAGUCUUCUUGGCUUUUUAUACGAUGGAGUGUGUGUUAAAGCUCAUAAGUUUUGGCUUAAAAUACUUCAAAAGCCUGUGGAAUAUUCUGGAUUUCUCAGUCACUUUGGUAGGGUUGGUAGACCUUUUUCUGGACAAGCAAAUCAGCAGUGAGCCGACUGACGACCAGAUGACCAAGGUUGCCUUCUCAGAAAACAAUUUCUUUGAAGG